AUGGCGACCACCGAAGCGCACGUGGAGAUAGAUUUGAUAGAGGAUGACAUUGAAAUUGUGGAAGAAAAGCCAAAAGUUUGUCUUCGUGCAGGUCAAAGUAUAGUUGCAGUCAAGCCCGUAUUCUCCCAUGAUGGAAAAUGUCUAUUCUGUGUAUCUGGAACAACAGUUAAAGUGUUUAGUACAACUGGUGGGGGAUGUAUACGAGAACUAAAGGGGCACACACAGACUAUAACUGAUGUUUGUUUAAACCCCAGGAAUAGACUCCAGAUUUUAACAUGUUCUGUAGAUGGUUGGAUCAAACAGUGGGAUUAUACAGAUGGGGUUAUACUGCGGAAAUUUAAUGUGAAUACUCCGCUGUAUGGUAUUUUAUGUUAUAAAGAAACCUCCAAACUGACCGUUGCUGUCAUUCAGGAAAAGAAACCAAAAUCUAAAGGUUAUGAGUUAGUAAGAUAUGUGUUAUCUGAUUGGUUAAAUGACAGUAAACCCAAACCAUCUACACUGUUAGAUCAUUGUAGUGCAAAUAGAAAAAGUCUUCAUAUUGGUGCACAGGAUAAAUAUUUAGCAUCAAUACGAGAAAAAUCACUGGUUGUCGUUGAUUUGAAAAACGGGGAUAAACGAACUGUCAGUAAAGAUGAAAACUGUUAUACGUGUAUCACGUGUCAUCCAGUACAGCCUUGUAUUGUCAUUGGUGAUGAACUCGGUAGGAUACAUUUCUGGUGGAAUUUCUUCAAGAAAAAUCCUGUUGAGACAAGUUACCACUGGCACUCUUUGCCUGUUAAAUGUCUGGAAUUUACACAGGAAGGUUCUAAUCUACUAUCUGGUGGUCAUGAGUGUGUUUUGGUAAAAUGGCAGUUUGAUUCGAGUAACCGAGAUUUUCUACCCAGAUUGGGAUCUCCUAUCAAUCAUAUAACUUGUUCUCCUGAUAAUACAGUUUACGCCCUCUCACAGGAUGAUAAUGCUAUCCGACUGAUAUCCAACACCUACAGUCCAGUGUGUUUUUACCAGGGGUUAACAAGGGGUCAUAUGUCACAGGUCAAACCCAGAUCUUCAACUGGACUACUGUUUGACCCCCUGUCUAAAGCACUGGUCACUAAUGGACGUGUUGGUCAUCUACAGUUUUAUAAUGUACAUACAGAUAUUCAACUAUUCAAUUUAGACAUAACUUGUCAAAACUACAUCUCACCUGAUUCUUUAUCUAAAGACUCCAUGGCAACCCAGGUAACCAAGGCAACCUUCAAUCAUUGUGGUAAAUGGUUAGCAACAGCUGAAUACUGGUCCGCAGAAAAUCUCAGCCCGGAAAUAAGAAUAAAAUUUUGGAUCUUCAAUGAAGAAAAACAAACCUAUAUAUUGAAUACGAGUGUUGAAUUUCCUCACGAAGAAGAAAUACACUGGUUAAAAUUCCGUCCUUGGUGUCGUGGAAACAAAGAUUUAUUAAUGGUUGUCUCUACAUGUCAAGAUGGCAGCUUUAAACUGUGGUCUGCGGAGGACAGCACAGAUUUAUAUGGUACCGUUACAAAAUGGAUGUGUGAAUCUUCGAGCACGUAUCGUGAUCUACCAGCAGGUCAAGCAGAAUUUACAGAAGAUGGGUCUAUAUUAGGCGUGGUAUUUAAAUCUACUGUUACACUGUGGAACCCUGAUACUAAUGAACUGAAAGCAACGUUACACAGUAAUCUAGGAGACUUCAACAUUAAUAAUAUAAGUUUUGGGUGUAAUAAAUGUUGCCAGUAUUUAGUUACCACAUCAGAUGAACAUAUUACGUCCUGGAACCUCCUGUCUUUAUCAGUACAAUGGACAGUCAAUGUACGAGUGUCUACUCUGAUAGCAGAUCCAUUUUCAACUGUCAUGGCAGCUUUUACAACAGACAGACACUUAUUCGUAUUUGAACCAUCUAAGCCACAACCUGUUUAUAAACAUUCUACUGUCAGUCUGUCAGCCAUUACAGGAGCUGUAUUUAUACCUCACAACAAGUCUGAACAACACAAUAAAACAAGUGCUCUAUCUUGGCAGACGCAAUGUCAGCUGUACUUUAUGAAUAUGGAUCAGAAAUUAUCCACAGUAGAUUACGAAGAUCAUGAAGAUGACAGAUAUUCUACUUUAUCAGUAAAAUCCAACAUACCCAAAACACCAUUUGGUGAAUUGAUAGCUGAAAAAUCUACCAGAGACAAACAACCAGAAACUAACAUUGAUCUUCUACGACGAAAAGAUAGCAGUUUUGUUAAUGAGAUUUUAAUAACCUCUCCCCAUGUCCAACCACCAGUCACUGUCCUGUGUUCCAAGUUUCUACAAUCUUUGUUAAUUUCUGAGAAAAAAUCAUCACAAGAAAAAGAAGAAGAAGAGGAAGAAGAUUACAAGGAAACUCAUGAUUCUGAUUCAGAUUCAGAGAUGGACAUUAAAGACAACAAUAUAUCUAAUCAAAUGGAAAUAGACAUUCUAAAUAUAGAACAUUUAGAUAUUGAUAUAUCAAAGAACAAAAAAAAAGAGAGAGCGAAAAUUGAGGCUGUUUGCGCGGAAGAGUUCACAUGGUUUAAAGUUAAAAAAUGAACUGUGAAAAAUAUUUUCUACUCAUAUUGUUACCAGAAUAUAUGCAGCAUUGAAAGAGUCACUUGUUGUUUCUUAAGUUGACUCAUUGAGUCCUCACUCAGCAAAAAACAGCCACAUUUGCCAACUCUUUCUGGAAAUUAUUUUAUUUAUUUGGUGUUUACUCAUUUAUCAAAAACCACCUUCGAAUUUUAGCCAAGCAAACACAUGACUCUGCGCAAACCCAAUCUUGUCUUAAUUUCCUGACUUUUUGAUCAGACAACCAAUUCAAUCAGUUUUGUCAUUGAUUCUGGUGAUAACCCAAUAAGAAUAUUAUGCACAUUGAGUAACAUGGUUACAAGUUAUUUAUUAGGCAAUUAAACAUGUCAAAAGGGAGUAAUCCUAUUGCAGAAUAAAUCACUUUUCUAUUGAGUGGGUUACAUAAGUCUCCUUGUUAUUGUUUCAAAUUACAUUGAAUUGUCAGUUUCACAUCAUAUUCUAUUAUAACUCACAUGUUUGCCCAAUAAAUGAGUCACUCACCCAA
Messenger RNA from Lottia gigantea (owl limpet), 3061 nucleotides. RefSeq lists its product as hypothetical. Lineage: Eukaryota; Metazoa; Mollusca; Gastropoda; Lottiidae. Gene Ontology annotation, molecular function: protein binding; RNA binding. The transcript has 18 exons. The record is from RefSeq and is a predicted model, not a curated record. The coding region runs from base 1 to 2541 and encodes 846 amino acids. Gene Ontology annotation, cellular component: nucleolus. Gene Ontology annotation, biological process: positive regulation of transcription by RNA polymerase I; positive regulation of rRNA processing.